GCGGGAGUGAAGCCCAACCCCGACCCGGCCCCAUUGCCAUCGGUAAGCAACUUCGUGUAUAUUUGUGCUCUGCAACUAGGGGACUAGUUGCGUCUAAGCUCUAACAUGGCGAGGCGACUGUCUUCUCCGAUCAUUUCACCUCUCUUUUCCGUAUUCAUCUCCCGAGGGGAUACUCGAUUAUACCUUAUCGCGGCAAUCUACGUAGUGUCCGUCCUCCUCCAUCACCUCUCCCUCGCUUCCGCCUCUCAUCACCGCCACUUUGAGGGAUUUGAUGCUGACGAAUCUGAUGAGUUCUUCGAUCAGAACGACGCUUCCAUAUCCGAGAUUGAUCUUUCUCCUCCACCUACCACUACUCUCUCAGUCUCUGACCCCGUUGAAUCUCACGAUGGUCCUCCCAUACCACAGCCUGACAUUGUAGCUACCUCUCAGUCGUCCGACCAGAAACCCUCAUCGACAUCCUUUGAUUACUGGGAUGAGGAUGAGUUUGAAGGAAUUCCACAGAAUUUACACUCUGAAUCUCCGUCUGAAACUUCUCCUUCUUCUGAUUCAGAUCCGAAUUUGAAAGUCGUUACUGAAGCGGAGGCUCCCGUCAACAAAAGCCCCAAGUCCUUGUCGUCAUACACAGUGGAGGCUGUGUGUGUUUCUUUUCUGGUUGUAUUUGUUAUCAACUAUUUCACAGGAAAGAGAGAAAACGAGAACAUUGCACUUGCCUGGGCAACUAAAUUCGCGACAAAGGAUUCUAUAUUUGAGAAGAACUUCAGUUUACUAGGAGUUGGAGAAACAGAAGACUCCCCUUUGUUGCUGAAAGAAGGGCAGAACGUUUUCAAGUUCUACGCCAGUGGGCGGAGAUAUUGUCAGGGACUAUUGGCUACUAUGGAGCUUAAAAGCAGACAUGAUUUGAUCUCCAGGCUGUAUAACAUGGUGGUCCCUUGCAAAGAUGAGAUAACUUUGGAGGUGUAUAUGAAUGAUGAUGCCAUGGAUGCGGUGGUUUUUGCUGUGGCAAGGAAGAAAUUGGCCAAAACCAUGCAGAAAGAGGUAAGAGAUUUACAGAGAUUUGCUGGAGUUAUAACACCUCCUGGUGGGAGGAAGUGGCUCGUGGAGGAGCUGGCCGUGGUUUCUGAGUCUAAGGAGGUUGCUGGUGAUAUGAUUCCAGAGGUCGUUCUUGAGCAGGUAUUUGGCGAAAAGGCAUUUGAGAAAUUUGGAAAGGGAUUCAUCUCAAUGCACUUCUCAGAUCAACACAUAGGCUCACACAAAAAGAUGUUGGUUUUCAAGUUUGCGCUCUCCAAUGCUACUGACAUGUCUGACAUGACCCGCCUGAUCGCCCUUGUCCCUUAUUACAUUGACUUGAUAGGAAAAUACAAGCUCAGCUCACAUGCUCGUUCAAAAGCGGAUGCGGCACGUCUCAAGGUAGCGCAAGAGUUUUACAAGGAACUUCAAAAUGCAAGGCAAGAAGCUUUGCUGAGGAAGAAGGCUGAGCAGAAAAAGAAGUUGGAAGAGGGGGAAGCUAAGCUAAGUGCUGAGGCUCUUCGCAGGAAAGAGGCGAAAGACCGCGCCCGUCAAUUGAAGAAGGGCAUGCCUAAAAUGAAGAUGACCCGUGCUCAUUAGUUUGUAGUGGAUCCAUUUGGAGUUGAGUGUGUUCUACACGAGUGAUUUUAAGCCAAACUGUCUUCAAUGAUUUUGUACCUUCUUUAUUUGUUACAGGCAGUCUUAAGAGUGUUGAUUAGACUUGUUUUGUUAGUCUCCUCUUUCUGUUAGAAAUAAUUACGCACUAGGCUCGAUCUGUUAACAGCACCCCUUUCUUUUUUAGUUGUUCAGGAAAUUUGACAAAUAUAGAAGGAAAAAACGCAGACAUAUGCAGCUGGAUAAUGUGCUGUGCUGUGUGAGUGUGUUUGGAUAUAUCAGUUUGCUUUCAGUUUUAAUGUUCAG
This is a messenger RNA of Cuscuta europaea, 1926 nucleotides long. NCBI's taxonomy places the organism in Eukaryota, Viridiplantae, Streptophyta, Magnoliopsida, Solanales, Convolvulaceae. The record is from the annotation of a GenBank genome assembly.